Molecule: messenger RNA, 4065 nt
Organism: Habropoda laboriosa
Lineage: Eukaryota; Metazoa; Arthropoda; Insecta; Hymenoptera; Apidae
Gene: sns
Product: nephrin
Exons: 19
Coding region: 1-4065 (1354 amino acids)
Biological process (GO): cell-cell adhesion
Cellular component (GO): cell-cell junction
Molecular function (GO): cell adhesion molecule binding
Source: RefSeq, a predicted model, not a curated record
AUGGAUCAUACAAACAUACAAGCAACUCAGCAGAAAGCGACUCAGCAGCAGCAGUCGUCCAAGCCGAAAAAUCGCCAGGGACACGUCAACAAGGCUACCUACGAGACCCUCACCUUCGACUCAAGGGACAGUGAAGGAGGACAAUAUUUCCGAGUGAGGCCAAGAAACAGCUCUGUCCUGGAAGGUGGUAUGGUGACAAUACCCUGCGAGGUUGGAAACAGAGUUGGCACUGUGCAGUGGGUGAAGGAUGGCUUCGCUUACGUCAUACAACCGAAUGGAGAAAUUGUCGGACAUCCACGAUUGAGAUUAAUGGGAGACCAAAACGCCGGAAUCUACAAUCUGAAUAUCACAGGGGCUUCUUUGACCGACGAUGGAGAGUAUCAGUGCCAAGUUGGACCAUAUUUGCGCAUUAAACCAAUCCGUGCCAACGCUCAUCUCAUCGUUAUCUCACCGCCGCAGAAAGUGGAGAUCAGCAAUCAUCCGAACAAGACGAAGAUCGAGGUGAAGGUUGGCGAGUCCCGCCAAUUGGAAUGCGUGGUUCGAUCGGCCAAACCUGCUGCGACGAUCGUCUGGUACCGUGGAAACGUUCAAAUCAAAGGAGGUGACACGGUGGUCGAACCGAUAUCCAUCGAAGGUGACAAAGAGCUACAGAAGCCGGGUGAAAACAAAAAGGAAUUGCUGAAAUAUGACACCCACGGCUCUAUUGUCAUCGUCCCCACUGCAGAUGACAACGACAUGGAUUACACCUGCGAGGCCAAUCACCCUGCCAUACCCAUCGACAAGCCCUUAAGGGCCACCAUCAAGCUUUCCGUUUUUUAUCCACCCGGUGUACCGUUCAUCGAUGGUUAUACCGAGGGAGAGACAGUGAAACGUGGACAACAGGUGGACAUGAACUGUCGAUCUCGAGGUGGAAAUCCACCCGCGCAAAUUGUCUGGUACAGAAACAACGAGCAGAUUAACACUGUGUAUCGAACAGAAGGCAGCUAUUCUGAAAGUAUGUUGUCGAUCAUCGCUAAGGCCCAAGAUAAUAACGCCAAGUAUAGAUGCGAGGUGUCCAAUAUCAUGAGCGUAGAGCCUAUGAAGGUGAACGCGGAUCUGACUGUGCUUUUCGCGCCGUCCGGUGUGACGAUCACCGGUCCAACAGAGGCGAAGGCGGACGAGCAAGUGGUGAUCACAUGCACCACGGAGAACUCGAAUCCUCCGGCUGACAUCAAGUGGACUGUGGACGGUCACAAUUUCGAGAGCAACGCUUCCAGAACGGAGCCGGCGUCUCAAGGUGGCUGGAUCACAACGUCGAACGUAACGUUCAACAUAAACCGUACCAGCCGAAACAUCGUGGUGAUAUGCGACGCGUCGAACGUCAAACUGACGGAGAACGUUGUCAGAACGCACACUAUAACUGUGAUCUAUCCACCGUCGACACUUAGUAUCACCGGUUACCAAGAGGGGACGACGAUCGACGCUGGUACAUUACUGGAAUUGAAGUGCACCGCAAUUUCCGGAAAUCCCCUCGCCACGUUGAGCUGGUACAAGAACGACAAAAAGGUACAGGGAACCAAGAAACCGCGAGACCACGCAGUUUCCAGUGAGCUGACGAUACUCGUAAACGCGUCCGACAAUAACGCGCGCAUACGAUGCGAGGCGGUGAAUUCCGCCACCGAAAUUCCUCUGCUCAAAGUGCUCGUCCUGAAAGUCAACUUUCCGCCCGAGAAAGUCAAGAUCAGCCGCGAGCCGCAGAAUCUGCACGCGGGCCAGGAGGGUCGUAUCAUUUGCGAAUCGAGCAGCAGUAAUCCGGCGGCGGAGAUGUCGUGGUGGAAGGGCGGCAUCCCGGUACAGGGUACCAAAAAUGGCACUAAGCCCGGCUUACACGGUGGAUUUCUGUCGUUCGUCGAGCUCUUGUUGGACGUGACGGAAGAAAUGAACGGAGAGGUGUACACGUGUCAGGCGAGAAACAAUCAAAUGGAAAGGUCUAUCCACGACGCCACCACACUCGACGUGUUGUAUAAACCGAUAUUCUCGACAAUCGAGCCUUAUGAAUUGAUCGGAAUGGAGGGAGAACCCUUCGUGAUUUCUGUCACUGCCAAGGGGAAUCCCAAUGAGAUAAGGUAUACAUGGACAAGGGAUGGUCUGCCGUUAGUUAGCAGUAGCAGACGAAUAUCCGUUCGUGGAUCUACAUUGAAUAUCACUAAAUUGGAUCGACACGAUGCUGGAACUUACAUCUGCGAAGCGACUAACGAGGAGGGAACGACGUUUUACCAAUUAAAUUUAACUGUACAAUACUCGGCGAAAAUUAAACGCACCUCGGCGUCGGGAAUAGUGUAUCCUCCAGGAUUCGAGGCGAAAUUGUUCUGCGAAGUGGACGGCAGCCCCAUAGGGGACGAAUACGUCACGUGGCAGAAAGUUGGCUCGAACUCAGAACUCUCCGGCCGAUAUUCCACAUCUUUUAUCAACAAAACUUCGUAUCUACACAUCGAAAACCCUGAUCAGGAAGACGUCGGGGAAUAUCAGUGCAAAGUUAACAAUGGCAUCGGCAACGUUACCUCUGAACCGAUUCUAUUCGUUACCAACUUCAAACCGCAAAUGAUGAAUACACCGUUGACGAGAAGAGCUGCAGCGAACAAGGGGAUAAACGUGCAGCUGUUUUGUAAAGCACGGGGUUCACCGUUGCCACGGUUUAGCUGGUCAUUCAAUGGGAAAAAUUUGCUGCCUAAUGUCACCGAGCAUAAAUACGGCAUUGCUCACACCGACCUAAGCGAAUUAAUUUCCGAGUCGUCGCUGACCAUUUUCCGCGUGACGUCGCACGAUUACGGGAAAUACGAGUGCCGGGCGAUGAACAACAUGGGAGAGUCGACGGAUAUCAUCCACCUGGACGUGACAUCGCCGCCGGACAAACCGAGCGACCUGGAGGUCUACAACGUCACCCACGACUCCGUUACCCUGAUGUGGAAAAGAGGAUUCGACGGGGGUUUGCCGACCUCCUACCAAAUACGCUGGCGGGAAGCCCUCGACUACGAGGAUCGAUACCACUAUCUGGACGUAUCACCGGGAGAAUAUAAAACCACGAUAACAGGACUGUCCCUCGGGACUUACUACGUGUUCAGCGUGAAAGCCAUUAAUGAGAAGGGAGACAGCGGCUUUUUGCCGGACCUUGUCAAAGUUCAGACGCUACGGGAGGCACCACCUACCGACGUGACAUCCAGCGAGAUUAAUUCUUCCUACAUCAUCGUCAUUAUCAUCACUGUUUCCGCCUCUGUUUGCCUACUCAUUGCUGCGCCCAUAGUCUUUGCUACAUUAAAAUCGAAAAAGAAGGCUCAACGUUCCGGUAUAAACAAAUCGCAGACGGCGGAUAUGUACGCACCAUCGACAGUGAACGGAGACACCAUGACCGGUGAAUUAAGUUCGGUCUCGGAUGAGAAGAGCGACGUUAACUUCGACACUAACGAUUACGUGGACGAGGGGCGAAAAACAGCAGCCAGCACGUAUUUAAUAGAUCAGACAAUGCAAGACUUCGGAAAAGGAAACAUGGAAAUGCAGGUACAUCACCAGGGAACUCUUGGUCGUCGUGGCAACCACAUUCAACCGCCAAUGAACAUGGAUUCACCGCCGCAGCGAACUACGGCCAGUGGGACACUUUCUGUUUCGAAAUCGAGCUACAUCGGCAACCCUAGUCCAGCGCCACCGAACGACGUGAACUUCUACAGCGUGGAAAUCGACAAUGGCCGCUAUAUGGGUUACGAGACGAACCACAGUCCGAUUCCAGUGAUGGGGGAUCCGGGUUCAGGUAGCUACUACCCCUCCAUGAGUCCCACAGGACAUAUGAUGUCAGGACAUGUGAGCAGCGGAACGGGCACGCUGACGCGUAGCAGGACUCUGCCACGUCCUGUUCCACCGCCAGAUGUGACAGUGAUGACUGCCGGUUCAAAAUCGCCGAUACCACCGUCGGUACCACCGCCACCCACCACCUUUGCUCGAUCGGUAUCGAGCAACGCGCAUACCCACGGUCAUCCGCUGUCAACUUUUACCCCCACCCCAGCCUAUUCCGACAUCGACGGCCAUCUUGUCUGA